GUUACGCAGUCGUAGGUACCGGUUCUGUAAGGUUCACUCAGUGUUUAAAAACUCGCUUGGAGGUUCGACAUCAUUAUAACUACAAUUAUGUUCAUUUAUUUGCUCUUGUUUAUUAUUUUGACUGUGUUCUGUUUAUGUUUGCGAUAUGUGAGUGCGCGUUUAAAUAAAUUAGUGCCUACCAUACCGAAUGCUAUGUCUAUUCUUGAAAUCGGAUUUUAUAAUAUCAAUAUGAAAGAUAUAUUUAAAAAAAUCACUCACAUAGGUGAAUGGACGAAUACAAAUGGCGGCGUAGCAAAAUUUACAUUAGGACCAAUUAUAAUAUAUGUUAUAUCAUCGGCAGAGGACCUGACGACAGUUUUAACCCGAAGCCUGGACAAAAUGUUCAUUUACGAUCUGAUAAAACCUUAUGUUGGAGCUGAACUUGUCGCCGCUAGUGUGCCGGUUUGGAAACGCAAUAGAAGAAUGUUGGACAUGGCGUUCAAACCACACAUUUUAGACGGUUACCUUGAAUUGUUCAACCAGCAAGCGGUGCGCCUUACUGGAAUCAUGGCCAACCACGUUCAUAACGAAAUGGACUUUACUAACGUCAUAACUCGAAAUGUUUUGGAAACUAUAAGCCAGACCACGAUGGGUAUGAAAAUAGAUGGGGAAGAUUUGAUAACUGACAGUUACACCAAAGCAGUGGACAAGGUGAUGGGAACUAUAACCGACCGAUUCAGAUACCCUUGGAAUAUAUUAGAUUUUAUAUUUAACUUCAGUACUUUGAAGAAGGAGCAAGAUGAAGCGCUGAAAAUAAUAUGGAGUUUAUCCGAACAGAUGGUCAAACAGAAGAAAGAAGAAAUCUUAAACAGACAGAAUAAUAAAAUAGACUACGAUAAUAAAGAGAAAAAGUUUCAAAGUUGUCUAGAAAUAAUUCUUGAGAACACAAUAAAAGGAGAAAGCGAUAAUAUGUUAACUGACACACAACUAAGACAAAUAAUGGAUAACCUCAUGCUUGCGGGCUUCGAUACAACUGCACCUACAAUCUUGCUUAUAUUGGUGUGUAUCGGCAGCUAUCCGAAUGUCCAGCAGAAGUUGUAUAACGAGAUUGUAAAUGAACUUGGUAAAGAAACAAGGGAUAUCCGGAAAGAGGAUUUGACAAAACUGCCAUACUUAGAGGCGGUGAUAAAAGAGACGUUGAGACUGUAUCCUGCUGGUACGGUUGUCGCUCGGACCACUACAACUGAGGUACGACUGGAACACUACACAAUACCUGCUGGGUGCCACAUUAUGGGUCACAUUUGGGCGUUAAAUCGGAAUAAGGAAUAUUGGGGCCCAGAUGCCGAUGAAUUCAAACCAGAGCGAUGGCUGGAUGGAUCUGCGCCAAAACAUCCAGCUGCCUUCGCGUCUUUUUCACCUGGAAGGCGGAAUUGUAUCGAAUUUUGGCAUCAAUUUAAAAACAUCACUUCCGAUUGCAUGAAAAUGGGACACGUAAGUUAUAUCUACAUGGGUCCCUACAAAUUUUAUGUUCUAUCAGAUCCCGACGACAUAUAUAAACUGUCCAAUAUAUGUUUGCAAAAGGACCGAUUCAGUUACGAGUUCACAAAAGAACUACUCGGGGAUGGCUUACUGUUUUCGCCAGUGUCAACGUGGAAAAGACAUAGAAAGUUAAUCAACCCGACAUUCAACCAGCAAAUUCUCGACGGGUUCAUGUCAAUCUUCAACAGCCAAGGGAGACGCCUCGUGUCGCAACUGGCAAUGGAAGUGGGCAAAGGAUCCUUUGAUCAUUCACCAUACGUACGUCAGAAUUUCAUGGAGACAAUAUGUUUGACAGCAUUGGACGACUCUAUCAACGAGGAAGAAGCACUCAACUACGUGAGAUCCUUCGAAACUUACAUGAACUGCAACAUAUCAAGAUUCCACAGGCCCUGGCUUUAUCCAGACAUUCUGUACAGCUUCAGCAGUAUAAAGAAGAGACACGAUGAGUGUGUUAAAGUUCUUAACAGAGUAUGUGAUUCGGUGCUGCAAAAGAAACGAGCUCAGCGAAAGCUAAAUAAAUCUUCUGCGAAUAAAGACCACAAUGGGCCGAAGCUGAAAGUGUUUAUGGAUUUACUAAUGGACUUAGACGAAGGGCAAUUGACGGACCGAGAGAUAAGAGAUGAGAUGAACACAAUCAUCAUGGCGGGACACGAUACGUCAGCGAACGUUACAGUGUUUGCUUUGCUUUUGAUCGGAUCCUAUCCUGAAGUGCAAGAGAAAAUAUUUAAAGAAUUAUGUGAAGUUUUUGGAGGCACAGACCGAGACGUGGAAAAACAAGAUUUGUCAAGGCUUGUUUAUUUGGAAGCAGUUCUUAAAGAAACCAUGCGGUAUUAUGUGAUGGCGCCCUUCGUUGGUAGAUUUCUUGAUCAGGACGUGGAAUUAAAAAACUACACAAUCAAAGCUGGGCACGAUUGCAUGUUGCUGCUGUAUGGUAUUCAUCGCAACCCACUGUGGGGUCCGGAUGUGGACGACUUCCGGCCCGAGAGAUGGUUGGAUCCUGCGACUCUACCCAAAAAUCCUAAUGCCUUCGUUGGAUUCAGCCUCGGGAAAAGAAACUGUAUAGGAAAAGCCUACGCAAUGAUGUCAAUGAAAGCACAGCUAAGCCAUGUCCUCCGCCGGUACAGGAUACGCGCAGACCAUACCAAGCUUGUGGUAAAGCUGGACGUCCUACUCAAACCGGUGGCGGGACACUUCGUUUCUAUUGAGGACAGAUUAAAAUUAUAAAUGACUGA
Molecule: messenger RNA, 2750 nt
Organism: Pararge aegeria (speckled wood butterfly)
Lineage: Eukaryota; Metazoa; Arthropoda; Insecta; Lepidoptera; Nymphalidae
Product: cytochrome P450 4C1-like
Exons: 18
Coding region: 88-2742 (884 amino acids)
Molecular function (GO): heme binding; oxidoreductase activity, acting on paired donors, with incorporation or reduction of molecular oxygen; monooxygenase activity
Source: RefSeq, a predicted model, not a curated record